Magallana angulata is the source of this 1837-nucleotide messenger RNA. RefSeq lists its product as uncharacterized. Gene Ontology annotation, biological process: protein modification process. NCBI's taxonomy places the organism in Eukaryota, Metazoa, Mollusca, Bivalvia, Ostreida, Ostreidae. Bases 165 to 1643 code for a protein of 492 amino acids. The transcript is spliced from 8 exons. Gene Ontology annotation, cellular component: cytoplasm. The record is from RefSeq and is a predicted model, not a curated record. Gene Ontology annotation, molecular function: biotin--[biotin carboxyl-carrier protein] ligase activity.
AUUCGAUUUGUCAGACUUAUCAAAAUGUCAGGUGUGACACACGUGAUCGACAGUGGCCGAAUUCUUUGAGAGACCAUACUAAGGACUUCAAAUUUAAUUAUAAGAAGUGCAGGAGUAGUCCGAUGAUUUUAUAAACUGCAGUCGUAUUUUUCGAUUUAACCGCAAUGCAGAAUUUCAGCUGCGAGGAAUUUACAGGGCUAUUGAGAAGUUCGUUUGUAGGGAGGAAGAUUAUUUAUAAGGAUGUCACAGAUACUACGAUGGAUGAUGCCAAACUUGGGGGACUGCAAGGUGAUCCCCAAGGAACCAUUUACAUAUCAGAAAUUCAGAACAAGGCCCGAGGGACCAAAGACCAUAAGUGGGUUGCACUCAACAGAGGAAACCUCUACCUGUCAAUGGUGAUCCACUUGCCCCCUCCCAUCCCCCACAAAUCAAACGUACAAACUUAUUUAGAGAGAUAUGAUUUGGAGGUGGUUGGAGCCUUAGCCUUGAUACGCACACUACAUGAAAUGUCAAUACCAGGAGCUUGUCUGAAAUGGCCAAAUGAUGUCUGGGUCAAAGGUCAUAAAAUUGCAGGUUUUCUGGCAGAACAUGGUGGUCCACUACCUGGGUCCAAAGAGGACAAGCACCUUUUUGUUUUGGGAAUGGGAAUCAAUGUCAAUUCCGACAUGCGACGGAAUCCAGAUCUCGUUGGAAUCGCCACCAGUAUACGCUGUGAGAAUGGUGGGGUUGUUUCAAGUCGAGAGAAAGUUCUCGCCGAGGUCUGUAACAAGGUGGAGUUUUAUCUGGGCCUCAGUCAUGAAGACCUAUUCCAAGAGGCUUCCAAGUUCCUUUUGUUUAGGGCCGAGCAGAAGGUCAGAGUUCAGCCCGUUCUGGGCGGGAAGAUGUUUUCGGCUACAGUAGAGGAAUUACAGGAGGACUGGUGCAUCAUUGUGAGAGACACCAAUGGACAACAGGUGAGAUGCUAUUCCCAUGACCAUUCACUGCGACCCAUGCCAUCCAGCGCCAUCUACAUCUACAGUGGGAGAAUGGCCGAUUCCUGGAAGGCGCGCCUUAUUCUUAAUUCUCUAAAGUCUGUGGUGGAUACCUCACAGUUCUUUGUGGAUGCCCUUAACGACGAAAAACUGGCAGAGGGAGUAUGGCAGAAGGAUGCUGUUUUGAUGGUUAUUGGAGAGCUAAACCCAAAGGAAUCAAAAGCUGUAGAAAACUUUGCACCCAUUCAAAAAUUCACAGCCUCCGGGGGAUCUGUACUGUUGAUCAAAAGCAAGACGGAGCAAAUAUUUCCCAAUAUAGUUUUGCCAGCUCAACCAUUGGAACAAAGUGGUCCUUUGAGUGAAGUCUACUUCUGUGAUAAAAACUUUACUGCUCUUACCAUGGGGAGUGCUUUGACCUUUAAUCCUGAUGCAGAGUCAGAGGUCAUAGGUCAAUACAACAGCCAUGACAGUGGUUCACCAUCAGCAGUUCUUGUGAAAGUCGGUGCUGGUAAAUGUGCUGUGUUAGGAUUCAACAUAGAGAUAACAUACAAUGAUGUAGACACAGUUUCUAACCUCACUGAAAUAGACAAGAUAUCAGACUCUCUCUCUAAAACCAUUGUCACUAGAGAUGAUUAUCUAAACUAUGUAAUUUCAUUUUUAAUCAAAAGGUAGACUUUGUACAAAACUGUGGAUGUACAUUUUAGGAAACUUUUAAUGAAUUGGACAGUAGGUAAAGAUUAUCUGAAUUUUAAUUGGGCAUGUCUAGUACUGAUCAUUGUGUGAAAUUUGCAAAUGCAUAUAUACAAAUCAAUCUGCAAGUUUAAUACAUAGAUAACGGUUGUAAUAAACAUAUAGUAUUAUAGAAA